AAUGUGUUAAUACGAGGCGGUGAGCGGUCGACUUCCCUUAUUAGUGGGGGACGAGUUACGUUGGUAGCGGCCAAAGCGACUUCUUCAGUCUAGCAGCAGGGCAUGAAAAUUGCGAAAAGCAGCAGCUUCACCAUACACAAGCAAGCACAGCACCGACUGGGACGGAGCAGAUGUAACUCAAGACGGUCACUGUUUUGAAAUGGAUACUCGGCAGAUCUGACAAGACGAUGAGCUGCUUUUGUCCGUGCGGGAUGACUUGAAUCACCAGCAGCAGAUUUCCGUGUGCGUGUGUCUGCUGCUUCAGGCCUUUGGACCUUUCUGACUUUUCGUUUAUUUUAUCAGCGAUUUAUAUCAGUUCGUGUUAAUUUUUCGUGACGUGUGCUGCUGACCGUCCGUCGACACCUUUGACAGGAUAGAGAUCCUCUGCUCGACAUUCAUGAUCGACAGUUCUCAGGUUCUCUCGCCUGGUCUGGUGACUCGCAUGCAUACACCCUGCAACCCAAAAGCUCGUCGUUGUGUGAGUGCGCGCUCAAAGUAAUAAGAACCAGGGGAACCAAAUGUGGAAGCAGCAGUCGGCACGAUGAGACUAAUGAUCGCUCUGCUGGUGUUGGCCACGGCCGCCCUGCUGCCACCGCGCGUCUCCGCGACCUGUCCGGCCGGUUGCGAGUGUGACGACGUCAAGCUGGUGGUGACCUGCGUGGCGACCAACUUCAGCAUAGUGCCCAUCACCCUGAACCCGUCCAUCCAGCGACUCAUCCUGCGCCAGAACAAGAUUCGCUCGGUCGAGGCCAGCAUCCAGUUCUACCCGCAGCUGCUCUACUUUGACCUCUCCUACAACCACCUGCUCAACAUCCCCAACAAGACCUUCAAGUCUCAGGGCAAGUUGGCCGAACUGCACCUGGCCAAGAACAAAAUCACCGGCGUCUCCUCAGGGUCCUUCACCGGCCUGACCACGCUGGCGGUGCUCAGCCUUCGGGGCAACUUCAUCGAGGAACUCGGCCCCAGUGCCUUCAGCACCUUGACCAAUCUGGAGGAGUUGGACCUCGGCCAGAACAGACUGACCAACAUCCACAAGGACGCCUUCAAGGGCCUCUCCAACCUGAGCAUCCUCCACCUGGACGACAACCAACUCGUCUUUGUGCCGACCAUCGCCUUCCUGCCCCUCAUCAACCUGGCCGAGCUCAAGGUUGGCCUAAAUGCGUUCAACGCCUCCGUUCUGCCUGACGACGUCUUCCAGGGACUGUCGAAACUGUCCGGGCUGGACGUCUCUAGCUCCAACCUGGCCGCCGUCAGCAAUUUUGCUUUCCGAGGCCUCUCCAUGCUUCGGACGCUCAAUUUGGGGGACAACCAGUUUAAAUUCAUCCCCACCAAGGCCCUGGGCCAACUGCCCAGACUGGAGGAAUUGAAAAUUGGACAGAACGCGUUCCCCUCUUUGCAGAGCAAGGACUUCGCUGGGCUGCACAAUUUGAAAACUCUGGAGAUCAUCGGGGCCCAGGAUUUGGAGAGGAUCGAAGACGGCGUCUUUGCUGAAAACCGAAAUUUGGAGUCGCUGAUUUUCAUCGGCAACAAGAAGCUGCAGGACAUCCAAGCCGGGGCGCUGUCCGGCCUGUCCCGGCUGAAAACGCUGGUCCUCAAGGACAACGCUUUCGUGACCUUUUCCGAGUCGAUGGUGAACUGGUCGGAUCUGCGCCGACUGGACGUCUCGGAGAACCCGCUGUGGUGCUCCUGUGCUCUUGUGUGGCUCAAGAGAGUGCUGAUCGCAAGAGAGGAGCCCACGAUUGCUGCCAUAAACCCCGAUGCGAGAUCACUGCCCAUUUCGAGUCGUGCUUCUGGAGCGGCGCAAGUGCUCUGCGACUCGCCUGCACAAUUAAAAGAUAGGAGUCUCAGAUACUUAUCAGACGAAGAACUCGGAUGCUCCACCAAAGACUCGACACAGAUGGCUGUCUUGGCUGGAGUCAUCUUCAUUGUCCUCCUGGUCAUCUUAGUUGUUGUUUUCACCCUGAGGAGAUUCCGACGAAGGGUGCGCGACGCGCUGAAAGACCCGCCGCGGUGGUUCCCAACGAGAUCCGCGUCUGGUGCUGCCAUAGCUCGCAAAGAGCACGAGUACCAAAAGGCUCAACUUGGUUGUGGUGACGACGACUACAUGAUAAGAGCGGGGGCUCUUGCGGCCAACAACGUCCAUCACUACGGACACAGCCUGAAGCCAAUUCCUGUAACUGAGCUCUGAAGAGGGCGACUCUCAAUAUGGUUGUGACUGAUUUUCAAAGAAGAAGAAGAAGGUUGUACCCACACCCAUGCCCAUCGGUACCAGCAGCUGAUGAACGAGCAAAGCGGUCUAAAUUCUAUAGGGAGUUCUACCUCUUUGUUUAUGUAACACAAAGGGCUAAGGUGUUCUCCACAAUGAGAGAGCACUGUUUUAAAACUAGUCUAAAUUUUGAAGUAUCUAUAAAGCAAAAUACUUACUCAUAAUAUUAAUUCCUGACAAAGUUUUUGGGCAUCAAAUCGUACUACGUAAAGAGAAGUGCCCGGAUCCAUAUUAUUUAGUUUCAAAACCAAUGAGAUGAAGAUAAGCAUGUUUUGAUUUUAUAUUAGACCAACGGUCCAUAUCAUGAGUAGAAACAAAAAUUCAAAAAUUUUGAAAAUUCCAUAUCAGCAUUUUUUAAGUUUUAUUUCUCAAGACAAUAGUUAUUUUUUAAAAUGCCAAUGAACUUACUCUUCCAAAGCAAAGACAAAAGUUUUCCACAAAUAAUAAAGGGAAGGAAGCGAAACAAUCAUUUCUACUCUAUUAGUAGGGAACGACUCUUAGCGUGAUAUUAUAAUAGUAAAAAAUAAUAUGAACGUGUUUGAUUGUGUAUUAGAAAAAUUUGUGAUUUUCUUAAUUCUUCCAAUAAUGUACAUCUUUAUGAUAUAACAUGAAGAAAAAACCUGAAACGAGACCCUGUUUGUAUUAUAUUUGGGAAUUUAAGGCGAUUCUUUUUUAAAGUGCUGCAGACACAUUCCAUUAUAUGAAAAUCUGAACUUCAUGUUCCUUAACCUUAAGUAAAAGAGCAACACUAAUCACAAUGUAUAAUCAAAGAAUCUCAUACUAUUAAAAAUACGUCUCAAAUUCUGUGUGGGCACAUCUCAAAAAAUUGAAAAUAUGCCAAAUUGCAAUACCUUUUAGACUUUGUACGUGUUUAAUCAUUAUUUCAUGUAAUCGUAGUGCCAUAAUACAAAAAUUGGCCAAUCGCAUUCUUGAACAAGAGAUGCAAAUAUCACCUGCCUGCACAGUAGUUCCGUGAGGAUCAUACUUUCUGCCUUAAAUUCGUCAGCAAUAAAACUUUGCACUGGAAAAAUUAAAUUUUGCCACACACUUGCUCAUUUCUGUGCUAUAGAGAAGGGAAAACAAAAUGUAACUUGCAUAAUCUGAAUCUGUGCUUCUAAUGGUCAACGAGUUAUCCAAUCAAGGGCUGAACUGGUCCUCGAGUACGGAUGGCUUCUUCCAACACCCUAUCCAUUCUAUGACACCAAUAUUUCACUGAAAAACUCGUCUGUCCUGAAUUAACUUUUUUUUUCAAAUCUAAGAACCUUUAAAUUAUUUGAAAAAUAUUUAAAUUUAAAAAAUUUAAUUUUAAAAAAAAUGUAAAUUCGAGUUUAAAAUAUGUCCAAAAAUUAUGGUGUUUUAAUUAUUGAUGAACUGCAAACCCUUCCUAUAGGAAUAUAUGAUUAUUUGUUGAUCUCCUUGAAAAAUUUAUAAUGAAAUUGUAUAAUGAGACACAAAAUGCGUUAUGUCCAAUCCAAUUCCCUCCAUCCCCUUUGUUGUACAUUUUACUAGACUAGAGCGCUGCCUUUUCAGUGGUCUAUAAUACUUUCCAUAUUCUAAAUUGGUGUGUUUUGCUAUUGAAAAUACCAACUCGCCGCAGUUGACUUUUGCAUAUUAAUUGACUACACAUAGAGCAGGCGACACUCGUAAUAAUUGCAGCCAGCAAACACUAUAUUUGUGAAUUGAUUAAUUACUCGACAGCUUUUCACAAACAUCAAAUUCCAUUUGUAAUACAUCACGCGUACAAUACACUUGAGUAAUAGUCCAACAGUCUGAUUACAUGCAUAAUAAUACAUCAAUGUGGCUAAACUCUGUCAGUUAACUAAUAUAUGUGUCGUCCCCCUUUUCCCGAUAAAAUAAAUUAAUACGAACCUAUUUGUGUAGAUGUGUACCACACAAAUGUGCAACGCAAAAUUUUUAUUUUCUACAAAUUAUGAAUGUGUACAGACUUUCUUGUUUUUUCGUGUACAUAAAAAAAGAGGAGCGAAGAUGCCAGAGUUAUAAUAAAAUUGAUAAAGAAUA
Neocloeon triangulifer is the source of this 4324-nucleotide messenger RNA. RefSeq names its product slit homolog 1 protein-like. Lineage: Eukaryota; Metazoa; Arthropoda; Insecta; Ephemeroptera; Baetidae. Bases 581 to 2227 code for a protein of 548 amino acids. Gene Ontology annotation, cellular component: extracellular matrix. The record is from RefSeq and is a predicted model, not a curated record. Gene Ontology annotation, molecular function: protein binding. The transcript has 6 exons.